Messenger RNA from Staurois parvus, 405 nucleotides. The record is from the annotation of a GenBank genome assembly. Lineage: Eukaryota; Metazoa; Chordata; Amphibia; Anura; Ranidae.
AUGGAGACAGGUAGAAGAAAAGAUAAUGAACCAGCAGAACAGCCAAACCAGAGGUUCUGGGGUCUCUUUCAGUGCUCUUUCUGCAAUUUUGUUUUUCAAGAUCUUUCUGAACUUCUUCAACACCAAGAAACUCACAAUCAGGAGAAGUUCCAGGGCAUUGGAAAUGAAGUGUCCCGCCCUGAUCCUCAACAACAACCUGUGUUGGAGUGGAGAAGAUACCGCUGUAUAGUGUGCGAUAAGACUUUCUGCAAACAGUCCUCACUGGUUACACACUUACGUAUACAUACUGGUGAAAAACCAUUUUCUUGUCAUGUAUGUAGGAGAAAAUUUAAUCAGCGCACAAGCCUCACUGUCCAUUUACGCACCCAUACAGGGGGAGGCACCAUUUCCUUGCAACAAGUGUAA